Molecule: messenger RNA, 1548 nt
Organism: Pungitius pungitius (ninespine stickleback)
Lineage: Eukaryota; Metazoa; Chordata; Actinopteri; Perciformes; Gasterosteidae
Gene: msraa
Product: methionine sulfoxide reductase Aa
Exons: 6
Coding region: 103-810 (235 amino acids)
Biological process (GO): cellular response to oxidative stress
Cellular component (GO): cytoplasm
Molecular function (GO): peptide-methionine (S)-S-oxide reductase activity
Source: RefSeq, a predicted model, not a curated record
AAGCCUUGUGUUGACGUUAGGUAAGCUCUCUGUUAUGUAGCCACGCUAGCUGAGCUAGCCUUCGGUGUGGAGCAGGAGUGUGUCGGUGCUGCUGCUGUGUCCAUGGUCUCCGCCUCCAGGCUCCGUCUGAUUUGGCGUCAUUUUGUCAACAGUGGGAUGGGAGAGAUGGGCUCUAAAGCUCAAAUGCCGACUCAAGCGACAGCACUUCCCGGCCGGACCGAAGCCCUCAAAGUUUCCGCCAAACACCACGUGAGUGGGAACAGGAUUGUUCCACCUUUCCCAGAAGGGACAGAGAUGGCUGUAUUUGGCAUGGGCUGCUUCUGGGGAGCGGAGAGGAAGUUCUGGAGACAAAAUGGGGUUUAUUCCACCCAAGUGGGCUAUGCAGGAGGAUACACAGCUAACCCCACCUACAAGGAAGUCUGUACAGGUAUGACCGGCCACUCCGAGGUAGUGAGAGUCGUCUUCCAUCCGGAGCAGAUCAGCUUUGCCAGCCUGCUCAAAGUUUUCUGGGAAAGCCACAACCCGACUCAAGGGAUGCGACAGGGGAACGACAUGGGGACGGCAUACCGCUCCGUCAUCUACGCCGACACAAAGCGGCAACUGGAGGAAGCUCUGGCCUCCAAAGAUCAAUACCAGAAGGUGCUGACCGAGGAAGGUUUCGGUGCGAUCACAACAGAAAUAGCCGACGGCAAGCCUUUCUACUACGCCGAGGACUACCACCAGCAGUACCUGAGCAAAAACCCCGAUGGGUACUGCGGUCUGGGGGGGACCGGAGUCUCCUGUCCAAUAGGAAUCAAAGCCAAGGCCUAGAUCGCCAAGAGCUAUUGCGGUCUAUAAGAACGCAACAAUGGGGUAAUUAAAGAUUCAAGGUGCUUCCAGAAUCAAAAAGCGUUGUGUUUGAAACAAAUCCAUCUCCCUCUCUAUGAAAACCAAAAAAAGCUGGAGCUCAGUUUGUGCUGAAGAUUAAGUGAGCAGAUUGCCGCCUAAUGUAACCCAGGGACACGCAACAAAAACUGCAGCGUGGACCCCCAUAAGGGUCGCCUGUCUUCUCAGCACUUUGCGAUUUGAGAACUUACCAGUGCCUAAAGCGAUACGCCAAUGGCGUGCAUCUUUGCUGGUCACUUUAGUGCAAGCAGUACGCACAAGUUCACGCCCCAACACACGCAGUGCAAUUCCCUGCGUUAGAUGUUUAAAAUGGAUGUAAUCCACUGAACACCAGGGAAAAUAAGAUUGUCAAACUGCAAGAAAAUUGGUAAUCCUGGACCAAUAAACACCAUGAAAAUUAAUUUGCCACACUUACAGAACAUUUAGGCGUUUGAUGUGACGCUCAUUUAUUAGUUUGUCCAUUUAUUACAAAAAGCGUCAUUUGACGACCCCAGUCCUGCACAGCCUGUUCCUCAAAUGCAAUCAGGAAUCUAAUAUCAUGUUUGUGUCCACUAUUUACUUUUUUGCAAAGAUAAAUUAAAAAUUGAAUAAUCUGUUUUCAUGAUUACAAUAAUUUAACUUUAACAUUGAAGGUAUUAGUUAACUUUUGCAGAGAAAUAAAAU